CAUCUGCCACCUCCAUCUUCAUCUCUCUUUCUUUGAUCCUUCUUUCUUUCUUACUUUGUUCUAACCUCUUUGCAAUUAAUGGCUAUUUCAUCCUUUUCCAAAUUGGCACUCUUUUUCUCAUUUUCCUUUUCACUUCUGACCUCGUUGGCUUUUGCUCAUGAUUUCUCCAUUGUUGGUUAUUCACCAAAUGACUUAAAAUCCAUAGAUGGACUCAUUGAUUUAUUUGAAUCAUGGAUGGCCAAACACAGCAAAACUUACGAAAGUAUUGAAGAGAAGUUGCAUAGGUUUGAGGUGUUCAAGGAUAAUUUGAAGCACAUCGACGAGAGGAACAAGAAGAUCAUCAACUACUGGCUCGGACUGAACGAGUUUGCAGAUUUGAGCCAUGAAGAGUUUAGAACCAUGUAUCUUGGCCUCCAUGUUGAUUUGCCUAAAAGAAAGGGGUCCCGUGAAGAAUUCAGUUAUAGAGACAUUGUAGAUUUGCCCAAGUCUGUCGAUUGGAGGAAAAAAGGGGCCGUCACACCCAUCAAGAACCAAGGUUCAUGUGGGAGUUGCUGGGCAUUUUCAACUGUGGCUGCCGUUGAGGGAAUAAACCAAAUUGUCACUGGUAACUUAACAUCUCUUUCUGAGCAAGAGCUGAUUGACUGCGACACAUCCUUCAACCAUGGCUGUAAUGGGGGUCUUAUGGAUUAUGCUUUUGAAUAUAUUAUGGCCAAUGAGGGGCUUCACAAGGAGGAUGAUUACCCUUACAUCAUGGAGGAAGGAACUUGUGGUGAGAGGAAGGAAGCAUCAGAGGUAGUGACCAUUAGCGGUUACCAUGAUGUGCCAGAGAACAAUGAACAAAGCCUCCUGAAAGCACUUGCAAACCAGCCUCUCAGUGUUGCUAUUGAAGCUUCUGGUAGAGAUUUCCAGUUUUACAGUGGGGGUGUGUUCGACGGGCACUGUGGAACAGAGCUGGAUCAUGGAGUUGCGGCUGUUGGAUAUGGAUCAAACAAGGGGUUGGACUACAUAAUUGUGAAGAACUCAUGGGGCCCAAAAUGGGGGGAGAAAGGAUUCAUAAGGAUGAAGAGAAGCACUGGGAAACCUGAAGGCCUCUGUGGUAUCAACAAGAUGGCUUCUUAUCCUACUAAACAGAAGUGAUCAAUCCAUGUCGCUUGUUUUAAAUAUUGACAUUUGCAUUCUUCCCUCUUUGGAAUUUGGGUUGUGAACUUGUGAUUCGCAGACAUUGUCAACUUGUUAAUAAAUACACUAGUGUGGAGGUGAUUAUCUUCUAA
Messenger RNA from Rhododendron vialii, 1271 nucleotides. Its product is annotated as cysteine protease XCP1-like. Bases 79 to 1137 code for a protein of 352 amino acids. Gene Ontology annotation, molecular function: cysteine-type endopeptidase activity. The transcript has 4 exons. The record is from RefSeq and is a predicted model, not a curated record. Gene Ontology annotation, cellular component: lysosome. NCBI's taxonomy places the organism in Eukaryota, Viridiplantae, Streptophyta, Magnoliopsida, Ericales, Ericaceae.